UUACAUUUUUCAGUUGUAAGUUUUAUCUGUAAAGUCUCUCUUCAUAGACGCCACAGAGUCGUUCUCCGUUCAGCGUUUAGCUUUCCGUCACUCUGAUUAUGAUCAGAUCAAUUAUCUAUAAGCCUCAGAUACCUAAAUGUGUUUUAUUAUAACAUUAUAACAUUUGGCUGCAGAUUGUGUUGCAUAAACGCUGAUGUUGCAUCAUCAGGCCUUCAUGUCUUCCAGCAGAUAGAGACGCUGUGAGCGGACAGGAUGUCGUUCUACAAUGAGAGCGUCUGGACUCGGCCGGCGGCAGAGCUGAGUCCCUCCGCCACCCUGACCACUGCAGGACAUUCAGUGAAGCAGCAAUGCAUCGUCAACGACCAAAUGGGCCCCUUCAUCGUCCUCUACAUCCUCAUCCUCACUGUAGGCCUGCCUGGGAACCUGCUGUCGGUGUGGGGGUUCAUCCAAAGCCGCAGGCCAAAGCAGAAGCAGAGCACCAGCGUCUACCUGGUCAACCUGCUGAUGGCCGACAUCCUGCUGCUCCUCACUCUUCCCUUUAAGAUCCUGAAGGACCUGGGCAAAGCCCCCUGGAAGCUCAUGGUGUUCCACUGCCAGGGCAGCGCCGUCGUCAUGUACAUCAGCCUUUAUGCGUCCAUCGCCUUCCUGGCCUUCAUCAUCGUAGACCGCUACCUGAAGGACUGCCACACUGCGCAGUUCCUGCAGCUGCAUGAGGCCAGCUUUGCCUGGCUGCUGUCGAUGGUGGUCUGGAUGCUGCUGCUGCUCAUCAUGGUGCCCAACAUGGCUCUUCCCACAGAGAACCUCACGGAGUCAAAGUACCUCCGCUGUUCAUCUCUGAAGAAGGAGCUCAGCCUCCACUGGCACACGAUGACCGUUUUCCUCAACAUGGUGCUGUUCCUCAACGCCUCUGCAGUCGUGCUCAUCUCCAGCGGCCUGGCCCUUAAGCGAUUCAUGCGCAGUCGCAGCGACCCCAAGCUGCGGAUCGACGCCAGGCGGGUGGUGCUGAGCGUGACGGCCAUGGCGCUGGCCUACAUGCUCAGCUUCGUGCCGUACCAUGUGGCCAGAACGCCGUACACGCUGGCCCAGACCAAAGUCAUCAAGGACUGCCUGACCGAGAGGCAGCUGUUCCUGGCGAAGGAGUCGACCCUUUUUCUGAGCCUGCUGCACGUCUGCCUCGACCCGCUGCUCUUCUUCCAGCUCGACGCGCCGUUCAGAGAGACCGUCAGGAAGCUUCUUCCCUGCAGCAAAAACCAGAGCGUUCAUGCAAAGGAGCAGGUUGUGCAGGAAGUGAUGCUGCAAGAGGCUCAUGCAGAGCAGGAUGCUGCGGUGUAAUUACUGAUCUGCAAAGACGCUGCAGAAACAUGCAGAGUCCAGCCCAGGAACUGAUGCUUGCCAAAACUGUUUCCUCUGCAGGAACUCUGAGAAUGGACAGAGACAAGUUCAGGACAACCAGACACGUGUAUUUAAUGCACAAAAUAUAAAAGCUUUGACUUCCAGAAUGAGCUGUAAAUAAACAGGGCGUGAUUUUAA
Molecule: messenger RNA, 1530 nt
Organism: Fundulus heteroclitus (mummichog)
Lineage: Eukaryota; Metazoa; Chordata; Actinopteri; Cyprinodontiformes; Fundulidae
Gene: gpr171
Product: G protein-coupled receptor 171
Exons: 5
Coding region: 253-1332 (359 amino acids)
Biological process (GO): G protein-coupled receptor signaling pathway
Cellular component (GO): membrane
Molecular function (GO): G protein-coupled purinergic nucleotide receptor activity
Source: RefSeq, a predicted model, not a curated record